This is a messenger RNA of Linnemannia hyalina, 753 nucleotides long. The record is from the annotation of a GenBank genome assembly. Lineage: Eukaryota; Fungi; Mortierellomycota; Mortierellomycetes; Mortierellales; Mortierellaceae.
AUGAGUCUCGCCUACACAGCCGAGCGCGCACAGGAGAUUGCCGACAACUUGGCUGGGGUCAAAGCUAAGCUAAACGAGACCCUUCAAAGCAAAGGCGCAUCGGCCCAGACGGCGCGCUUAGUCGCAGUGAGCAAGCUGAAGCCUGCAUCGGACAUCCUUGCAGCGUACGAGAAGUCAGGCCAUCGAAACUUUGGGGAGAACUAUGUUCAGGAGCUGGAAGAAAAGAGCAAGGAGCUUCCUGGUGAUAUCAAAUGGCACUUUAUUGGGUCUCUACAGUCGAACAAAUGCAAGGUUGUUGCAGCGAUCCCUAACGUGUUUGUCGUGGAGACGGUCGACAGCGCCAAGAAGGCAACUACACUAGACAAGGCAUGCGCGGCAGCAGCACGCCCCGAGCCGCUUCGUAUCUUUCUGCAAGUCAACACCAGUGGUGAAGGGAGCAAGAGCGGAAUGUUGCCAAGUGGGGUACUGGAGGUUGCCCAGCACGUCGUGUCGACUUGCUCACACCUCAAACUGGCAGGAUUAAUGACUAUCGGAUCGCCUAACCCUGAUCUGGAGAAUGGCGAGAACCCGGACUUCAAGGCGUUGAACGAGUGCAGGACCACCAUCCAGGAUGCUCUCAAAAUCAACGAUCUAGAACUAAGCAUGGGAAUGAGCGAUGACUUUGAGAGGGCGCUUUUGCAGGGAUCGACCAACAUCCGUGUUGGAAGCACUAUCUUUGGAUCUCGACCUCCAUUCAACAAGACCGCGGCAUAA